Molecule: messenger RNA, 1464 nt
Organism: Aspergillus calidoustus
Lineage: Eukaryota; Fungi; Ascomycota; Eurotiomycetes; Eurotiales; Aspergillaceae
Source: the annotation of a GenBank genome assembly
AUGGCGCCUCGUGUUAAAAGUGUCGCCAUUAUCGGCGCUGGCCCGGCCGGUGCAAUCGCUGUCGAUGCCUUUGCUCAGGAACAGGCUUUUGACCGAAUCAGAGUAUUCGAGAGAAGGGAGAAGGCUGGUGGUUGCUGGCUGUACGAUGAGGAAGAGCCAGCCCCAUUGAGAGAUUUUGAUGCCCUCGCGGCGCGGACUGCGGAUCAGCCCGCCGCAGCACCAGGAGAGCUACCUGGAUACUUUCGACGGUCGGAGCAACAUCGGUUUGAUGAUACUCCAGUGUAUCCCGCCCUAGAAGCGAACAUUGAUGCGGACAUUAUGCGCUUCUCGCAGGAGCCCAUUCCAGAGGUUCGAAGCGCUGCCUCCAUCAGACUUCAUGGGCCCGAUACCCCGUUUCGACAUCACACCGUCAUCCAAAAGUACAUUGAGUCACUGGUAACUCGCAAGGGUUAUAGCCGGCUCGUCGAGUAUAACACGACCGUGGAGAACGCUGAGAAGCGAAGCGAAGAGGGCGCAAACAAGUGGGUGUUGACGCUGCGAAAGCAGACUCCCGGCCUGGAAAAGGACUACUGGUGGCAAGAGGCAUUUGAUGCAGUUGUUGUUGCUACCGGUCACUACUCGGUGCCAUAUAUCCCACACAUCAAGGGCCUCAGCGAGUUUGCAGCUGCGGCACCAGGAAGCGUCAUUCACACCAAAGCUUUUCGACAUCCGGAAGCGUACCGGGGCAAGACGGUGAUUACAGUCGGCGCAUCGGUAUCAGGAGCCGACACAGCAGUGAGCCUGGUUGGCAUCGCCAAGGGCCCAAUUUAUGCCGUCGUUCGCGGCAAUUACAAUGGAUACUUUGGCGAUGAAGCAUUCAAACAUCCCCAGAUCCAACGAAAGCCACCCAUCUCUCGGAUUGAGGGGACUGGUAGUCGGCGAACGGUGCACUUUGAGGACGGCACAACGGUCGCCGAUGUCGACCAUAUUAUACUUGGGACAGGGUACACCUGGACGCUGCCCUUUCUACCCACCGUGCCUACUCGCAAUAAUCGGGUUCCCGAUCUCUACCUACACAUCUUCCAUCAGUCUGACCCCACAUUGGCCUUUAUCGGCGCGGUUGCUGCUGGGUUCACGUUCAAAGUCUUUGAGUGGCAAGCCGUCCUUGCUGCGCGUGUGUUUGCUGGCAAAGCGCAAUUACCACCGCUUGAGGAGCAGAAAGACUGGGAAGCGAAGAGGAUAGCAGCAAGAGGCGAUGGGACAAAGUUCACGCUGAUCAGCCCAGAUUUCGAGAAGUACUUUGAGCUGUUACGGGAACUAGCGACAGAGCCAAAAGAAGGCGAGCCUGGUCGACGCCUGCCGAAAUUCGACCCGGCAUGGGUGAAGAGAUUCGCUGCGAGCCACCAGAGGCGCAUCCGCAUGUGGAAACGAGCGAAUGAGAAGGCAGCUAAGGGCCUGGAACGCGAGAGAACAUCAAAGCUGUAG